Anopheles coustani is the source of this 3121-nucleotide messenger RNA. RefSeq lists its product as uncharacterized. The transcript has 4 exons. Gene Ontology annotation, molecular function: protein serine/threonine phosphatase inhibitor activity. Bases 703 to 2610 code for a protein of 635 amino acids. Lineage: Eukaryota; Metazoa; Arthropoda; Insecta; Diptera; Culicidae. The record is from RefSeq and is a predicted model, not a curated record.
CUUCGAGCCCAGAUACGCGAAAAACCAGUGCAUACGCAGUGGACGAACGGAUGGAAAAGGAUCUGGCCAACCGAAUGGCAACCCUUGCAGCAUCCGUUUCCUGGACGUGGCCAUCGAGCUGACGAUUCUUUGUUUCAGAUCGCUUCUCAAGGAGUGUGUUCGAAUAAAUUUCGGCGAUUUGCUUACAAAACGAGCCCUUCCGCUGUGGUGUGUUUUGUUUGUCAGUUCGACAGACGUUGUCAGACAUUUGCCUAGCGCGAUUGGAUGUGUGUUUUCGAGCCAAAGUUGAUUCUUUUCACGCACUUUGUCAAAUAGAGAAGCGUAGCGAACGAGGAAAAGAUCACCAAAAAAGGAUGAAUUGGAGAACAAAAUGUCGCCGAUCGAUUUUUCCGUGCGAUAGUGCCUACUGCGGCGAGUGCUAGUGUUUUUCGCGAACGCCUCGGUUUUGUGUUGCCCAUAGCAAACGCUGCCGUGAUGAAUUAUUGAUCGCAGCGCACGGAGGAAAGCAAACGAAGGCAUCGACGGGUGUAAUGUGAGACUAAAUUACGAGUGAAAAAUAAAUUGAUGCACCUCUUGUGAGGUGUACGGUUCCCCGUUUGCCAUCCGGAAAAUCGCCCAGGGGGGCAUAUUUUAUGCAAACACCAUCGAGAACUCUCGCUUCGAGGGGUAGUGCUUUUGACGUAAAGAGGAGUCAGUUGUAAAAUGGACGUGGAUUCGCCGAAUGCACUAAAACGUUGCUCUAGUGCACCGCAAAUAAACAAUCUGGUAUCAUCGAUCGCCACCGUCGGUGUGCAGCCGAUGGACGAGGGACAAUCGCAACCGGGUCCCAGCAGUAGUAACAGAACCAGCGGCAGCAGCUUACAGCUUAAUCGGGAACUUUUCACGGCAGGUCUUCCGGAACCACAGCCGGGUAGUGGUAUGCUGAACACAAGCAGCUCCCUGCAAGGAUCACCAAAUGAUGGGUCCAGGGAAUCUCUCCCGACUUCGUUUUCGAAUAUUUUUACACCCCGCGUUAGGCGCUUUUCGGCCAGCUUUAGCCCACUGGCAGUCAUCUCGAACGGGAGUGCCAGCCCGAGCCGCAAUGGCAGUGGUACGCCAGUUCCACGGCUUACACCCCGGAUAUCGCAGCUCCGGCAGGAGGAGUGCGCCGACGUGACCAAUACCCGCGAGGUAAACCACGAACGCGAGAUUCACUCGGCCAUGCAGAUGUCGCAAAGCUACGAAGAUCUCACACUGGUCGCCGAGAACUGGUCGUUCGCGGCGUCGGCCAGCAAGAUGAUGAACGAGGACUUGCAGAAUCCGCUGCACGUCGCCCUACCCACGAUCGGUUCCACUUGCUGUUCUAGUCCAUCACCAACAAGCCGCGGUGGGAUUGGCUUACAAUAUCCGACGACGUCGCCCUCACCGACACGAAAGUUUGUCACGCGCCGUUCCAUGUCCCCGUGUCCGCUGCGACCGAGCCCCCUCAGUUCUUCGGUCAAGCGGAAGUUUGAUCUGGAUGAUAAUUAUGGCAAUUGCUAUUCACCGCCACCGAAGAAAAUAUUCACCUCGGAACGCGGUUCAUCUCCCGUUUGCCAAACGCCAUCACCUUCGCCGAUCUGCCCAAGCCCCGACUCGUCGACCACUUCCUUCGAGAACGGUAGCAACAACAACAAUGGUAACGGCAAUCCGCCCCCAAGUGGUCUAUUUCCGCUGGCGGCAUCCAGCUCGGGCAGUGGCCGAGUAACGCCCAAGUUUUUUCUCACCAAACUGUCCGGAGCCCCCAGUCCCGGGCCGCCCACCCUAUGUCCGGGAAAUCCAUUUGGGGUUGGUAUUGUAGGUGGAGGUUCCGCAUUGCAUUAUGGUGGAGGAGGUAGUGCCUCCAGUAGCACCUGUACAACACCGACAGGAGGCCCCCCGACUAACCCUAUGGGUAAUCUUUUGGCGGAAACGGUAGGAACCGGGCGCAAUGUGGCCAUGAUGAUGGACUGUGGGGUGAGCAGCAGUAGUAGUAGCAGUGGCAGUGAAUGUCGCGACACAGCGAUGGAAAUUGGCCAUGCUGGUGGGGUGGUGGAGGAACGCACCGAGCAGGAGAGAGAUAUCGAUGAGACACCGUUGAAGGCGGACAGUAGUACUGGUGGCGGCAAAAUGGCCUGUGAUCAAACCGUAGUAAGCCUCAGUGAUACCCACCAGCGUCAGCAAGCGCGAUUGGGCUCUUCCACGGCCGUGAUUGCCGCGUCUCGGGAACUACGGGAACAGAUUUUAAAGUCGGUGCUGGAUCAAGAGGCAGCAGGAAGCUGUAAUAGUAAUAGUAGCUACACUAGCAAUAGUAGCAGCAGCAGCAAUAGUAGCUGCGUUACUAGCGAUAGUAACACUAGUGCCAACAGUAAUAAUAGUCGGUUGAGUGGCCUCACGGGCGGAAGUAGCAGCAGCUCCAGUGGCGGUACAGUCGAUAUCAGCAACAGCAGCAGCAGCAGCAGCGCCACUGUGGUUAGUACGGACGGAUCUGUAACAACCGCUGCUGCUGCGGCAGCGGCGGCGGCUGCUGCAGCCGCAAUCUGUCCCCAGCUAACCUCGUUCCCCAUGAUGGCCAUACCGAGCAGCAAUCUGGCAGAGAUUGCUGAAUCUUGAGCAUAUGAAAGUACCAAAACCAACGAAAUAACCAGCAAUUGUAGGCCUUUCCCACGGCAGAGUAGGCGUUGGCAGAAAGAAAACACGUAGCGUGUAUAGGGACAAUAAUAAUACCAGCUGAUCGAUGAAACGGGCGAAGCAGGCCAUGGGAGCCAACUUGCGGGGAAAAGCGCACUACGAUCGAGCGUCAUUUUGCUACAGCAUUACUAUCAUAGGCAUAUAGGUGGAAAGUUUUGCACGAUCUAUUGUGUGUUAGCCAAAGCGCUUUAGAAUAGCGUUAGCGUAUAACUAUGCUGGCUAGUUUAGUUUUAAGUAAGAAAACUAUUGAUAGCUUUAAAACGCUUAAUGGGAAUUGGAGAAAAUUGAUCGAGUGAUGAAAAAUAACCGGCACUCGCGGGCACACUGCCAUAAUACGGGUUUGACCGUGUUUUGCGCAAGAUAUUACCGCUUCGAUCGUUUCUGUCAAUGUUCUAGUUGAAGAAAAGGGCAUGUUUGAAUUUUUCCAACGAUA